AUGUACCGCGGUCCAGGCUUUAAACAAUUUCACCCUGUUCUUGGCUCGAUGGCAGGGCAUCAAGAGAUAUGUGACGAAUGGGAUGCGCGGCAACUCAAACGGAGGCAUGGAAGUGGUCAGGCCAACAUCAUCUUUCGGUCUCGUACCGGCAUCAGAGACGCGGAUUUUGACUCUGUAAAUGCUGUGAACAAUCAGAAUGGCGGCACAACAAGCCUUAGUGAUCGAAAUUCUUAUCAGCUGGAUCGAAAACAGGAGCAGCAUUGUCUGGAGGAAGUCCUUAUGGUGUUCCCUCAGGUACAACAUGACUUUGUACGAAGUCUCUUCAAGGAGCGUCAUUGCGGCAAUACUGGCAUGCUUGUGGAGUCCCGUGCUGCAGAUUCUCACAUUGAAGCAGCCAUAAUUGCUGCAAUUGCCGAGAUGGAGUCCUUCCCCCUGCAGAAAGACCUCAAGCGAAAGCACUCGCCUACUACCCAAGAGAACGACGACGUGACUGUAAGAUGGAACAAAGAUAUACAGAAAAAUGAAGCAUACUACAAGGAAGCCUUGAUCUUGCUAGCGGAGAACUUCAAUCGGGUACCAACACAUUUCAUUUACAGGACGUUACGUGAGAAAGGCAAUCUUUAUGAUGCUUUUCAUCUUUUGGCAGAGUACGAGAACACAUCCAACGAUAGCUCACGGAAACCAUAUAGUCGGACUAAGCUUGCUCGCAGGGUACUAGAGAAGAAGUACCAACGGAAUUGCGAACCAGAAGGGCACCAGUACGUCAGUAUAGUGAACGAGCUUCAGGCUGCUAGGCAGCAACAACAUCGCCAGGAAGUUCGACGAAAGAGGCAGAAGGCUGAUGAGGAAGCUGAAGCACAAAACUUCAAGUUGCACCAGCUGCAAGGCUCGUUGGUAGACUGUCAAUGUUGUUUUAACGAAGCUCCGUUGAAUCGUAUGACGCACUGUGAAAACGACGAUACCCAUUUCUUCUGCAACAAGUGCAUUGAGCUGAGAGCUUCCGAGUUGAUUGGCGCUCAAAAAUAUGAAUUAAGCUGUAUGGACACGUCGGGUUGUGGAUCUGAGCUGUCUAAGGAAGCUCUUGCGCGAGCCCUUCCAACAAAGGUAUUCAAUAAGCUUGCUGAAAUUCAGCAGCUCGCCGAGAUCAAGGCAGCCGGCCUUGACGGACUCGAGCAGUGCCCGUUCUGCGAGUACCAGGCUGUCUGCCCACCAGUGGACACCCACACAACCUUCGAGUGCCUCAAUCCUGAUUGUGAAAAGGUGAGCUGCCGAAAAUGUAACGGAGAGUCCCACGUGCCUAUAUCCUGUGAAGAAGCCAAGAAAGACAGAGGAUUAUCUGCUCGCCAUGCCGUGGAAGAAGCUCGCAGUGAAGCAAUGAUGAGAACCUGUCCAAGGUGCAAAGUCAAAAUAGUCAAGUCAGCUGGCUGCAACAAGAUAGUUUGCAGCAGCUGCCGAGCCGUGUCGUGUUAUGUUUGCCGCAAAGAUAUCACUGGCAAAAACUACGAGCAUUUUGGUUCGGGCUCGGCUCGGUGCCCUGUUCAGGACCAAUCACCUGAGGACAGGCAUCAGCAAGAGGCAGACAAAGCCGAAAAGGCCGCUAUUGCGGCUGCAAAGGCUCAGGAUGCGGGUAUAAAUGAAGAAGAUUUGAGAAUUGAAGCGCAUCUCAAUAAAGGGGCCAGUCGAGAACAGGAGAUACCCGGUCGUCUCGGCCUUCAUGCAGCCCUUCAUCUUCCUGCUUUACCACAAUUCCAUCUGAUGGGCGUCCCUCAGCAUCAUCUGCUUGUGGGAGAUCAAGGAGUUGGACCGCUGAUUGCUGAACAUGAAAUGAACAACUUCCAUCAGCUGCUUCAACAAGCCCAUCAACAACAACAUCGAGUCAGAGAGAUGCUAGAGAUUCAGCAGCAACACUUACGUAGGCUACAACCAUUUCUUCCUACGCCAAUGGCGGCACCUGUGCCUAACCCACCUAGGGCCGAUCGGGUUGUUGUUCCUCCUAUACGUCGAGCUGGCCAAUAUCUUCAAUAUGCGUAUCCGAGACCGGCUGUGGGUGCAGCGCCGGCCCAAGCACCACUAAAUGCACUAAACGGGGAAGUCAAUGCUGGGUUGGCUGAUCGCGCUCAAGAUGUCUUCCAGCAGGACCUGAGAUAUACUGAUAGAAGAAACCACAACCAUCAUCUUCAGCGUGUUGGAGAUGACUUCCCAGGCUAUCCUCAAACGCCUUUGCUCCAAGAUGACCUCCGCAAUCUGCCCCUGUGGGCACAACAUCCCAACGAUGGCCCAAAUCUCCCCGAUUUAGGUUCUACCCAGGCACAAGAGCAACCGAACCAAGCUUAA
This is a messenger RNA of Endocarpon pusillum Z07020, 2334 nucleotides long. RefSeq lists its product as uncharacterized. Lineage: Eukaryota; Fungi; Ascomycota; Eurotiomycetes; Verrucariales; Verrucariaceae. The coding region runs from base 1 to 2334 and encodes 777 amino acids. The record is from RefSeq and is a predicted model, not a curated record. The transcript has a single exon.